Emiliania huxleyi CCMP1516 is the source of this 710-nucleotide messenger RNA. RefSeq lists its product as hypothetical. The record is from RefSeq and is a predicted model, not a curated record. NCBI's taxonomy places the organism in Eukaryota, Haptophyta, Isochrysidales, Noelaerhabdaceae. The coding region runs from base 9 to 467 and encodes 152 amino acids. The transcript is spliced from 5 exons.
CCGGACCGAUGCUGCUCUUGCACACGGUGGACGGCUCGCGCGUCCGCCGCUCUCCCGCUCUCCCUCGCCGACAGAAUGCUCCUCCGCCUCGAGCCAUCGCGUGCUGCAGGGCUGCCAGAUGGCAAACUCCUUCUCGACGGCACUACGGCUCAUCACUUCGGUGCCCGAGCCGGUGCAGAAACCGGGCCGGAAGCAGGAACACCACUACGACGUGCUCUACUCGCGUGAAGACUGUCACGCGAGGUACGAAACGACUAGGGAGUACUCCCCCGCCCCGGCGUUCUACCUCCCUGUUUGCAGUAUGCUGCCCUCGAGAGGCGGCCCGGAGCCGCAACACGAACUCGCCGACCACCCGCCGGCACUCACCGAGACGCUGGAGUCGUUUUGGAGCUUCGCGGUCGCCGCCGACCUCACGCGAUGGCCCGCUAGCUCCGCCGCCACGUGAGAGAGAGAAGAGUCGCGGAUAGAGGCGAACAAGCGCCGAGUUGCUCGGGACGGGAGCGGGGUCCGGGGAGGGCUGCCCGCGGGGGAGAAAUCAGAAAAAAGGAUCGAGGAGCCGCAGAGCGGAAGCGAAAAUGCGACGGACCAAGGAAGCGAGAGCCUUCGUGCUUCGAGAGGUCGACGGAGAAGUGUGGGUCGCGUGUUGUGCUGCCAUGCGGGACUGUUACUUUUGAUUGUGCGAGAGCCACAAGUAUGGCUCUUUACGUGUA